GCCCACCGGUCAUUCCAGGGAAGCAAAAAACGAACGCCUCACUUCCACCCACCGCUAUCUACCUGCACAGUCGGCCCUUCCUUCCACCGCUUCCGGUGCCAGACCUCGGUCUUCUCUUCUCCACAAACCAGGUUCCACUUUCGGCGUCCAGUCAGACGACAUCCAUCGGCCCCGGUCCGAACCGUACCCCGUAGAAACCAUGGACGUGAAGCAAGAAAAGCGCAGCUCAGGCGGACAAGCUUUCGAGAUCGUGCUGGGUGACGCGGCCGGCCCUCCCCCCAGGCCCUCAACCCCCGCUAAGAGCCCGCGGUCCGUGACCCAGGAGGACAUCACCAGGAAGAUGCAGGAGGCAGAGGAGAGGAGGAAACAGCGCCAGUCUCAGAUCAUGGAGAAACUCCAACAGGAGGAGCAGAAGCGUGAGGAAGUCCUGAAGCGAGCGGCGGAGGUCAAAAAGAAUCAGGGCGACGAAGACGCCGAAUGAUUGACACAUUUGUCAGACGACAUUUCAAACAUGGCUGUAGCCAGGACGCUAGCACCCAAGUAAAUUUUCGACAGGCAUGAUUGAUUGAAAUGGACUUUUGUAGAGAGAAAAAAAUCACGAUUUGAAGGGCUGCGAAAUUUAUCCUGGAGAUAGCCAUGUUUGAAAAUGGUAGUCUAUAAUACCUGCAUCUUUGUAUGCUCAAUUGUUUGUAACUGUCAAUCUUGUAGUUAGGACACAACACAUGGCAAUCCUUUGGCUUCGUCUUUUGCAGCAGUCACUCCACGUCAUCAGGAUCCGUUGAUUUCAUUGGACGGAUGUCAUCGAUUGCCAAAUAAGGCAAAACUUGGUGUUCUAUCGCUUGCUUUAUUUAUUGCGGUUGAAAUGACGAGGAAUCUGUUGCAGUAGACGUUCGCGGGAUUUUUUCACUCGAAUUUGCAUGAUUUCAAGCCUAUAAAGCCCUAGACCUGAUGUCGGAUUGGCCAAGGAAAAUAGAUUCUGACCAACCAAAUUGGUGGGAACAAGUUUUCUCGUAAUACUUUAUCAGAAGAUUAGCUACUUUGAUUGGUUAAAAAGGGUUUGGUACGAUCGAUAUUCACCAAUGAUAAGAUCGCUCAUGUAAGGAUGGAAUCAUGCAAAGACAAGUUUAACAUGUUGUGAUAUUCUUACGAUAGUAACUUAUAUUAUCGGCAAAUGUUUGUGCAAUUUUAUAGUGCACGGUGCAGCAAACGACUGAAAUAUAUCUAUAUAUAUAUGGGAAGGUUUUAGUUGCAAAUAAUAUAUUGGUAUCACGAAUUUCGCAUCUGUACAUUGUUGAAUGGAACGCACAGGUAUUGGCUGCAGAAAAGGGAAAUUUGCAUAGCGUGGAGAAAUAUUGUCCAAGCAGAUGUAUAAGUUUGGCUGUUUUAAGCGUCUUUCAAGUGAUACGUUUUCGUGUGAAAUAGUACCAUUACAAAGACACAUAACAAGCAAAAAUAAAACACCAUCAGCAAUCAACAAUCCUAAGUCAGACAUCUGCUUUGGGCGACUAGUGCUGAGACAGGUGAUGGAUACAACUGUUGAUUGGUUUGAACCGACCACGUGACUCAUAUACUACGUUUCUAUUGGAUGGAGGUGAUAUGCAAUUAGGUAAUGUAUCAAUCACUAUGGCGCCAUGCAGUCUGAUAGUUGGUGGAUGCAUCGUGUGAUUUUUGGUGGUAAAAUGAUCAAAUUACCAUAGAAUUUCAAUAUUCAAGACAAGCGUAAAACUGCCUUUUUGUGAAUAUAUGCAAUCUUUAGUGUAAAGGAUAUUCUUAUAUUCAAGCAGAGGUGUGGCUUGGGGCUUGUCUUCUCUUUUUCAUUAUUGCAACAUAUAUUUACAAGACACUCAAGUCGUUACUUAUAUUUAAUGUCGCCACCGAGAACGAAUACAAUUACAUGGGUAAAUGAACACAAGAAAAGAAAACAAAAUAACAAAUUAGCAAAGCACUGAAGCAAAAUUUACAAAUCAAAAUUCAAAGAUAUCAGCUGAGGAUAUGAAAAAACUACCUUGUUCCUACCUGGUCUGACGAACUCUAAGAUUUAAAUGGAAAUAACAUAGAACAGGCCACAACCAUACCUCUGUUUGGAGAUUAGAAAUACCAUGUUUAGUUGCCAUUGAAAGCCAUCAUCUCUAUACUACAAGUGCAAUUAUGUCUUGUGCCUCUUGUGUGUACGCUGUAUGCUCUGCCCAGGUAUAGUAAGAAAGCUAGACAGCUCGACUGUGAUUUGAACGUCUCAUCCUGACCGAAACAAUGAGACAUUUUGCCCCAAACGUCUGAACAAACAAUGCUGGUUGGCAGUAUAGAUUGGUACCCCGGAUGAUUAGGAGCUGAUUGGUCAUGAUAUUAAAGUGACCCGAAUGGUAUGAAGCUGAUUGGUCAAUAUUAGUACCCCGGAUGGCAAGGAGUUGAUUGGUUAACAUUUGUGACGGUUAUAUCUUAAAUAGGAAAGGAUUCCAACUUGUUGCACUGACCUUUAAAUAUCUGUUGUACCGCUGUAUAGCAGUUACAAUCUAUAAUCAAAUGUUAAACAUGUGAAAAGGAAUGUCACAACUGCUUCGGGAGUACAUUGGUAGCUGUGCUCGAAUUUGGUUUGGUUUAUAAUACCGACUAUGCUCGACUUGAGUCAUAAGAACGCUUGUGAGAAUGUAUGAAGUUAUCGUGUGUAAAACUGUGUUGGUGCUCUCUAUCUACACAGACUAGCAUGAAAAACGUAGCAGUGUUAGCAAAUAACAUCAAAGGAAACUGAAUAUUUGCUCGAACUCAAUGUGAAUGACCAACGGUUUCAGACACAUGACCUUAUUUAUGUACACGUGACUAAGCAUAUUUUGGUCAAAGCUGUAACCCGCCACUCAAUUAAAAUGGCGGAUUUUGUGAAGGGUAAAGAAUCGGUGAGGUGCAUGCUGGGUACAAUGUGUUGAAAAUACCUUGAACAGGAGCAAGAGUUCAGUGACCUAAGAAGAUCUUACGACAUUGAAGAUUUUACGACGUCGAGAACUUUACGACGCUUCUCACGCACUGCUACGUAAACUUGGCUUGUGAAUGUACGUGUGAACUUUGACCUCUUCGUGUCAUUCCUGUCUAAUAAAAGCCAUUCCGAAAAAAUC
Branchiostoma floridae (Florida lancelet) is the source of this 3104-nucleotide messenger RNA. Its product is annotated as stathmin-2-B-like. Gene Ontology annotation, cellular component: cytoplasm; neuron projection. The coding region runs from base 200 to 481 and encodes 93 amino acids. Lineage: Eukaryota; Metazoa; Chordata; Leptocardii; Amphioxiformes; Branchiostomatidae. The transcript is spliced from 3 exons. Gene Ontology annotation, molecular function: tubulin binding. Gene Ontology annotation, biological process: neuron projection development; microtubule depolymerization; regulation of microtubule polymerization or depolymerization. The record is from RefSeq and is a predicted model, not a curated record.